AUGUCGUUGAUCAGUAUGAUUCCGCUGGAGCUUCGUAAACGCCGGAUAGAACGUGCAGUUUUGACACAAUUUGGAGACCAACUUGAUGAUGCAGCACUACGAGAAUUGGCUACCGGGCCGGUCAUCCAGCGCCUUCAUUUAUCGGCAAAUCGUCCCGAUGGGUUGGAUGAGUGCACCCGUGAAAUGUUUUCUCUCGCCAUGCUUGUGAGACUAGGUAAGGUUUCUGAUCGAGACAUAAAGCAGACAUUCGCCGCCUUCCAACGCCUCGACUUGAACGAUGAGGGUGUUCUGAACAGUAAAAGCAUCAUUGCCGCGAUGAUUCAAAAACGACGAUUGGUGAAGCAAAAUCAGCAGUUUUUGCAGGCGUCUCACCUGCCCUACCAGCCACCCCCGCCGCCGCCAUUUGUUGCUCCUCCACUCCCACAGCACGUACAACAGGAUCCUAUAGGAUCCAUGCCACUGGGGCACAAUAAGGAUAUGCAGCAUCUUUGGUUUGGUCAGCGCGGAUCUAUGCACGUGGAUACGGCCGAGGGGCACCACUACAGAUUUCAGCGACCGGAAUUCGUACCGACGGAACAAUCGGCGCUGCUCCCACACUAUCCGACACAUCCACCGCAGUUGGUACAUCAGCAUCAGUACCAAUCGCCUGCCUUUCCACCAACUUACGCAAUGCCGCAGUCGCCGCUCUAUAGAUAUGCGGAACCACACGGUAUUGUACCCGAAUUUGCACCCCGAUCAUACCAGCAGCCACACCAGUCUCGUUGGCACGACCGGAACCGGAUGACGCACGAAAGCCCAUUCUAG
Phaeodactylum tricornutum CCAP 1055/1 is the source of this 804-nucleotide messenger RNA. RefSeq lists its product with no specific name. NCBI's taxonomy places the organism in Eukaryota, Bacillariophyta, Bacillariophyceae, Surirellales, Neidiaceae. Bases 1 to 804 code for a protein of 267 amino acids. The record is from RefSeq and is a predicted model, not a curated record. The transcript has a single exon.